Etheostoma cragini (Arkansas darter) is the source of this 1230-nucleotide messenger RNA. RefSeq lists its product as uncharacterized. NCBI's taxonomy places the organism in Eukaryota, Metazoa, Chordata, Actinopteri, Perciformes, Percidae. The record is from RefSeq and is a predicted model, not a curated record. Bases 280 to 1215 code for a protein of 311 amino acids. The transcript is spliced from 2 exons.
UUUACAGAGAACUGUGAGAACUGUUCAUGAAAAUAAUCAGCUUUUUGCAUUUCUACAAGCACAUGACUGGUAAAACCAGCCAAGGAAGUACUACUUUUCUUAUCUUCAAUACAGUAGACAGUUUGAUCAAAACAACUGUAUGAUGCAAGUUCCUGUUAACACGAGCAACUGUUCUGAUGUCAGUUUCAUUUACAAGGAAACAGUAACUUAAAAAGGAGUUCCAACUACUCUCACACAAACAUAGAGAUCCAAUACCCGACGGCAGAAGACUAACGCAGGAUGAGGAAGAUUUCAGCAGGAGUCACGAGCUGCGGUGUAGCUCUGUUCUGUGCCCUGACUUCUGUCUCAGCUGUAAAGAAAAAUCUCAAUUCAAUCAAUGAUUUGAAGAAAAUCAACUAUGGCCAAUCUGUGCCCAAACACAGCCUUGUGCUGCUCUACUGGUUUGCCAACAUAGUUGACAUUGACGAGAACAAUGUCAUAUGGCUGACCUUUGACCCUAAUAGUGGAGAUUAUGGCUCACAUCAUUAUGGCAACUAUGAGGGGCUGCUGGACCCACUGCCUUGGGGAAAUAGAUACCGGUACUACACUAUUGGCAAUCUCUAUUAUGAAACCUCCAUGCCACUUCCACCUUAUGUUCUUCGUCCCCCAACUGGGUUUGUGGGAAGAAACAGGGACAGGAUCAUAAUUCUUGUCAGGGAGCAGAACAUAGUAGGGCAAGCUUUCCAGAUAGAUCAAGUGUAUAUCACACAACACAUUCAAAAUCAGGGGACAUAUGAUCCAGAUCAUACCUACAGGAUCACUACUAACCUCCUGAGACAGAUCAGAGAGUUUUCUGUAGGAGACGACCAACAGCAAAUGCAGUAUCUCAGAAGCCUCUAUGGAAGUAACGCUGAUGAUAUCCAUAUCAGAAACACAUGGGGUGACCUUGCUUGCCUUGGAAUGCUGUUGUUUAUCGUGAUCCAGGAAAGGUACUCCUUUUACCAACACAACAACAGAACAGAAAACAACCACACACCUGAAAACAACAACAACAACAACAGACCAGACAACUGCAGACCAGAAAACAGCAGACCGGAAAAGUGCAGACCAGAAAACUGCAGACCAGAAAAGUGCAGACCAGAAAACAGACAAAAUGAUUGGAAUGAUGAUGCUUUGGUGAUCGGCAUUAUUACUUUCAUUUGGUUUAUUUUAUUUACUUAUUUUUGGAUUUUUUAAUACACUGGGAAAGUA